UGAGAGCUCCAUCAUCGAGUCGCGACACCACAACCUCACGACGACGACCCCACCUCUUCGUUGACACGCGCAAUUCUUUGGCGACCGGAAAGAUGGGACAGCCCAUAGUACAGACGAUCCAUAGGGAUCCCGCCCUGUUUUGGUGGAUUCUACUCCCCAUCACAGUGGUCAUGAUCUUAACUGGCAUCCUCCGCCACUAUGCAAUGACGCUUCUUCAGACCCCUCCGAAGAAGGCCGACCUCCCCAAAAUCCGACAACAGCGCUCCCUCGUCCGGGGUGUCAAUCUACGCACCAACGCCAACGUGCUCUCCCCCUCGUCAUUCGCCGCUCGUAAAUCCUCCAUGGUGCAAGCCUACCAGGAAGGCAAGUUUCUCGCGGAGCCCGAGCUGAGGGGCAAGCCCAGGCCGAAUCCGAUGAGUGAUCCGGCGGCCAUGGAGGGCAUGAUGGGCAUGAUGAAGGGCAACAUGGCCAUGAUGGUUCCGCAGACGUUAAUCAUGGGCUGGAUUAACGCCUUCUUUUCGGGUUUUGUCAUCAUGAAACUACCCUUCCCGUUGACGCCACAGUUCAAGUCCAUGCUCCAGUCUGGUGUAGGCACUCACGACUUGGACGUCAGAUGGGUGUCUAGCUUGUCCUGGUACUUCCUCACGCUGUUCGGGCUGCAGCCCGUCUAUAAUUUCAUUCUGGGCAGCAACAACGCCGCCAACCAGGUUACACAACAGAUGGCCAUGGCCAACCCAGGCGCGGGUGGCGUGAUGGGUCCCGAGCAGGAUCCUGACAAGCUCUUCUUGAGUGAAGCUGAGAACUUGGAGGUGGUGGAGCACCGAUGGAUCCUCGAGGGAAUCGAAGACCGUCUAGUCACCAAAUUCGCGGCGUGAAUGCCGACGUGCUGAUGGUGUCAGUUGCUCGUUACAGCACAGCUAGGUACAUGUUGGCUUUCACACCAUGCCUAGGGAGCGUCAGGUGGUCAUGAUCCCGCGUUUGAACUCGCGCAGGGGUGCCUGAUCCGCACAGCCGGCCGCGAGAUAGCCAAUUGUUAUGACCAAGUCGGCCUGUCCCAGACGUACGGUAACAGUGGCAGUACAGUACUAUCAUGUGGAAUGCAGACAUAGCCGGGGAUCUGCGAGGACAGCAUGACAGCUAGUGUGCCAGACGUCAGCAGCCCCAGGAUACUUAGUCAUCAAGAACAAAAGAUGAUGAAUGCAAUUUUGUCAUGAUGAAUGCAAGCAGAGCCGCC
Molecule: messenger RNA, 1234 nt
Organism: Cucurbitaria berberidis CBS 394.84
Lineage: Eukaryota; Fungi; Ascomycota; Dothideomycetes; Pleosporales; Cucurbitariaceae
Exons: 5
Coding region: 93-875 (260 amino acids)
Biological process (GO): protein folding in endoplasmic reticulum
Cellular component (GO): EMC complex; membrane
Source: RefSeq, a predicted model, not a curated record